AAAAUAACUAUUCCAAUAAUAGAGUUAUAAAACCUUAAAACUAUUUUUAUAUAUAAAUCGUGAUCCUUAAUAUUAUUCUUAUAUUAAGGAUCUCUUAUAUAUUCUUAGGCAGGUCUAUCGAAAAGCUGGGGAUCAGACGAAGAUCUUUUCAUCACUGUUUUAGCCACCAGAAGUCGACUUCAGCUGAGAGCCACGAUUGCUGCCUAUGAAAGAAUAGCUGGCCACAUUAUGGAAGAAGCCAUUAAAUCUGAAUUUGGUGGAAACAUCAGACACGCUCUAUUGGCAAUAAUUGAAUGCAUAGACAACAAAGCAGCAUUUUUUGCCAAGCAGCUGUAUCAAGCUUUAAAUAACCCAGGAACAGAUGACAGAACAAUAAUUAGAAUUUUUGUAUCUAGAUCAGAAGUGGACCUGGCAGAUAUUCAAGAAUGGUAUCAUAUGAAGUACAAUGAAGAUCUGAGUGAAGCUAUUUAUGCUGAUACAAGUGGAGAUUACCGAAAAAUAUUGCUCAGAAUUUUAAAUCCAUAGAAAUAUAUAUAAAAAACGUUUCGUUAUUCACGCUAUUGUUCACAAUAUUUUAUUCGUAUUCAUAUGAAUGAAUAUAACUUUAAGUGGGAGAUAAAAUAUUUAUUUUUAA
This is a messenger RNA of Parasteatoda tepidariorum (common house spider), 634 nucleotides long. The record is from RefSeq and is a predicted model, not a curated record. NCBI's taxonomy places the organism in Eukaryota, Metazoa, Arthropoda, Arachnida, Araneae, Theridiidae.